Williopsis jadinii is the source of this 865-nucleotide messenger RNA. RefSeq lists its product as uncharacterized. The transcript has a single exon. NCBI's taxonomy places the organism in Eukaryota, Fungi, Ascomycota, Saccharomycetes, Phaffomycetales, Wickerhamomycetaceae. The coding region runs from base 266 to 553 and encodes 95 amino acids. The record is from RefSeq and is a predicted model, not a curated record.
AUGGUGUGCAAUAUAUAUUUACGUUACAUUUUACAUACGUAUAAACUUCAAUAAUCUAAUAGACCAAUGGCUCUUUGUUGUAACCCUCAGAUAUACCACAGUGGUUUAUGGAUCGUCAGUCUGGAUAACAUCUGAUGCGGUUGUCCUCUCAUAUGGUCCAUGGAGUCUACUUGACUGCCAAUACUUUGUCUCUUGGAAUCACAUGAAAUAAUUCACCAACAGAUACACAUGCCAUCAAAUGUGUCACUAGCCAUAGCACUACCCUAUGGGCUAUCAGCAGGGAAUUAGAUCACCCGAUGUGUGUACACCUCAACAGUUAUUGGGACUCAAUUUCUCCAAUGGUGUUAUAAUUGUGGCUACUUUGCUCAUACCAACACUUUAUUCCAUUUCACCUUUGGACGGCGACUCAGCAUCUGAACUUGGGCGACUGACACAGGAUAAUCACUAUGGUAUGAUUAAGAGAUGUCGAAUGAACAUAGCUGCAAUGGUGGAUAGUCAAAGAACUUGUUGUGAUGCUUGGAUACAGCUACCGCUUUUAACUUUCAUCUUCUGAACUUUGACAUGAACAAAGCUGCUGAUCACCGCUCUCUCGGUUUUCCAGACGCUCUAAUUUGAGCCACACAGUAUGCUGCACUCUUUCUUCAUCGUGAAGUGUCUGUCUUCCACGAUAGAUCGAGGUGCUGGUUGUGUUUGUACGAGUAUGAAUCGACUAUUGUUGUUACUCAUUGGGUCUCCUGUAGCUCAGAUCAUCGAGCGAUGACCACUUUGUGUUACUUCAACAAGUUACACACAUACAUGGAGCUGACUCUAUAUGAUAGAGAUCCUUACUGAGUGUACUUGAAGUCGAUGGCUUUUUGGAUGUAAG